AUGUCCUCUCAUGCAAGCGCUUCCAAGCCGCUUACAGGAGUGCGCAUGGAUGAUGAGAGGACACCGCUCCUUUCUGGCUCGAAUGAGCAGUCAGCGCUCCUGGGAUCAACUUCCGCCUCGAAGGACAAUCAAGCAACGGGCGCUGAUGGACCUGCUGGGGACAGGGAUAGAGAUGAGGGGGAAGUCAUCGCUUCCAUCCGAGGACUUGCAGCAGAACACAAGGCGUCUCGGGCGUCCAUCGCCUGGAAAAUUGUUCUUACCUUGUCAUGCGGGGUCCUACUAGGCAUCAUCAUAAGUGCUGGUGUCAGUUCUCGUCCUGGAUUUAAUUUUGGAAAAGCCCUAAAGAAAGCCCUCGGAGGUGGACUUAGUGGAGCUCUCGAGACUAUAGCCAUGGUACUGCAGGUGUUUAUCUUCAUGCCGUUGCGUACCAUAAUGAACUAUCAGUAUCGGUUCGGCAAGCCCUUCUGGGUCGCGGCGAAAACUCUCUUCGCUGAAGGAGGAUAUGGCCGUUAUUAUCAGGGGAUAAGUGCAGCGAUCAUUCAAGCCCCUGUAUCCCGGUUUGGGGACACUGCGUCGAAUACCUUCGUUUUCGCAGUUCUCAAAUCAAGUCCAACCCUAGACGCACUCCCAUCCCCCAUUAAGAGCUUCUUAGCUGCUAUUUUUACUGCCAUGUUCCGCAUAAUACUCACACCCAUCGACACUGCCAAGACAACUUUACAGGUACAAGGUGAGAAUGGCUGGAAGGUACUGAAAGUCCGAGUGCGAAUGUACGGGAUCGGUAGUUUAUGGUAUGGCGCUGUUGCGACUGCCGCCGCCACUGUCGUUGGAUACUUCCCUUGGUUCGGCGUCUACAAUCUCUUGGACGUCAAUCUUCCGCGGCAUCAUAAUUUUCACCAACUCCUCAUCCGACAAACUGCAAUUGGGUCCUGUGCCUCUCUUGCCUCAGAUACUGUUUCGAACUCUCUGCGGGUGGUCAAGACAUACCGACAAGUAAAUGAGACCCGAGUGUCAUACUCCGAAGCUGCCAAAGCCGUCAUCGCGAUCGACGGGUUGCGAGGGCUUUUCUUCCGUGGUCUCGGGACAAGAUUGUUAGCAAACGGGUGUCAAAGUAUCACGUUCAGCAUUUUGUGGAAACUGUUUAUGGACCUGUGGAAUAAAAAUUCCCAAAGGCCCCUGGUAGAACUAUAA
Messenger RNA from Cantharellus anzutake, 1188 nucleotides. Its product is annotated as mitochondrial carrier domain-containing protein. The transcript is spliced from 8 exons. The record is from RefSeq and is a predicted model, not a curated record. The coding region runs from base 1 to 1188 and encodes 395 amino acids. NCBI's taxonomy places the organism in Eukaryota, Fungi, Basidiomycota, Agaricomycetes, Cantharellales, Hydnaceae.